Messenger RNA from Cyphellophora attinorum, 1647 nucleotides. RefSeq lists its product as uncharacterized. The record is from RefSeq and is a predicted model, not a curated record. NCBI's taxonomy places the organism in Eukaryota, Fungi, Ascomycota, Eurotiomycetes, Chaetothyriales, Cyphellophoraceae. The transcript has 3 exons. Bases 1 to 1647 code for a protein of 548 amino acids.
AUGGCAUUCAUAGUCCAGACAGCAUCGGACUACCAGCACCGCUCGGAAUCGCGCAGACGAAAGCGUUCUUCUCUUCGGAAGGUGAGCCAAAGAAACUCGACGACUACCAAGGGUGGUACUCUGUACAAACCGAUCAGCGCUUCGCAACUCAAUCCUUUCCGUCCUCUACGACCCGAAGACGAUGAUCCCUUUAUCCGUGAGGUCAUCCAUGCCAUGGCCACAACGCAGUGGAAACAAGUAGCCCCUUUUCGGAACAACAAAGGCAUGUACUAUGUAGUCGACCUCAACAUCGAGCGCAUCAACCUGAAGGACAUACACUACUACGCCUUGAUAUACAGCGCGGUGCCAUACUUUGUCUACGCCCGCUUUGGCACAGCGGGCCUGGCCAACAUUCCGAAAUCUCGGCUGACGGUGAAAGGGAAAGCACUCCGCUUACUCCAGGAAGAGCUUGCCACGUGUGGUGAUAAGAGCAUCCCGGACCAUAUUUUCAGCAUCAUGAUUUCCCUUGCUUUUCAGGAGAUCAACUACGAGACCCUCCACAUCAAGGCUCCGAGCUAUCCAAGGUCUCCACUGUCGGAUUACCAGUGUCUCAGCACAGCGGGCUAUCGCAAAGUCGAGCCCGCCCAUGCAAGGUACAUGUACCGCACCGUCCUUGAGCGCGGCCUACAUAACAUCACGCCCACAGGCACGCAAUUCGUGCUCGCAAUCAACCACAAGCCUUCUUCACCCAGCGUAUUCCUGCUACUGGACCCCCUCUCAUCCCAUUCUGACAGCCGCCUUCCCACACGACGAAACAGCAGCAGCGCUCAGCGGCACGUUCGCAUCAUCCUUUUCGCAGUCAUUCAAGCACCUACACUCGCUACUCGAGAGGACAUCAAGCCUUUUCUGACCAACCUCCUCCCACUGAUAAAGAACCUCACCGUCGCCCUUGACGGCUACCGACGCCGCGCAAGCGGCUGUGGCGACGUCGCUGGGCUGAUCGCUACAGCAGAUUACGUACAGUGGCAUAUUCUUCGGAUGGGCUGGAGGGACGGGGACAGGGUGGUUGCUGAUUUGUGGCUUGGUGAGGGCGGCGCCGCUGCUGCUGCUACAUCAUCAAAGAUGUCGAUGCUACCCGCUCCUGCUCCCAUCGCCCAUCAGGACACACCACCGCCAUCAGCGUCUGCCCAAGCAUCACUGCUCUUGCAGGUCGUCCGUCUCACCACCCUGAUCUACAACGACUUCGCCCUCUUCCCUGUGUCCUUUGCCAGCCGCGUACGCUUUCAUGCGGCGAGGCAACUUUAUGUCCUUCUCUCUUCCAAUGCCGAGGACUUUCGAGCCCUUCAGCUGGAUCCCAAGUUCGAGCUCUGGGUCUAUACCAUGGGGUCGCUAGCCUGCGCACCAUUUCACAGUCCAUGGAUGGAAUCUGGAGAGGACGAGGUCGGAAGGUGGUUUUUGGAUGGUUUGAGAGGGCUGGUCGAGGCCCGUUGGGCGGAUGACGGAAGGCACGAGCCACGAGGGCACGAGGCGAGGAUGCUGGAGGGGUCAGUGCGGCGGACGAGGGGGAAGUUCUUGGACAUCAUUAGGGGCUUCUUGUGGUGGGAAUAUGUGAUGACCCGGCCGCUGAGUGAUGUUUGGGCUGAGCUGUACCCUCACGAUGUGCAGUAA